Messenger RNA from Linum tenue, 495 nucleotides. The record is from the annotation of a GenBank genome assembly. NCBI's taxonomy places the organism in Eukaryota, Viridiplantae, Streptophyta, Magnoliopsida, Malpighiales, Linaceae.
AUGUCGACGGAGGCGGCCGCGGCGGAGAAGAAGGUCAUCACCCUGAAGAGCAGCGACGGCGAGUCGUUCGAAGUGGAGGAGGCGGUGGCGAUGAUGUCCCAGACGAUCAAGCACAUGAUCGAGGACGACUGCGCCGACAACGGCAUCCCUCUCCCCAACGUCACCGGCGGGAUCCUCGCCAAGGUCAUCGAGUACUGCAAGAAGCACCACGACGCUCCCAAACCGGACGGAUACGGCGCCGCGGCGGCGGACGACGGGCUGAAGAGCUGGGACGAGGAUUUCGUGAAGGUCGAUCAGAACACCCUGUUCGACCUGAUUCUGGCUGCGAACUACCUGAACAUCAAGGAUCUGCUGGAUCUGACCUGCCAGACUGUGGCGAACAUGAUGAAGGGGAAGACGCCGGAGGAGAUCAGGGCGAUUUUCAACAUCAAGAAUGACUAUACACCGGAGGAGGAAGAGGAGGUGCGCAGGGAGAAUCAGUGGGCGUUUGAGUGA